This is a messenger RNA of Mercenaria mercenaria, 4222 nucleotides long. Its product is annotated as acidic mammalian chitinase-like. Bases 332 to 1723 code for a protein of 463 amino acids. Lineage: Eukaryota; Metazoa; Mollusca; Bivalvia; Venerida; Veneridae. Gene Ontology annotation, cellular component: extracellular region. Gene Ontology annotation, molecular function: chitinase activity; chitin binding. The record is from RefSeq and is a predicted model, not a curated record. The transcript has 10 exons. Gene Ontology annotation, biological process: carbohydrate metabolic process; chitin catabolic process.
CAUUUAGAAAGGAAGGUAUUGUGACUCUUAAAGUCAUAUUUCAUGUUUUGAACAAAUAUGCACGUAUGUGUACGCUUCUAAUUAAUUCGGAUUAUCAAGAAUGCGUAAUUAAUAUGUACCAAUUUUCGCACUUUAAAAUUAUAGCGCUGAAAGAACGUAGGAACCUAUUCUAAAUGUUGGCCUGUCCUUUGUUUACAAAGUAUUUUAAAGCUUAAAACAGCAAUACAACUAACAGUAUCAGAAGCGGAAUCUUUCAACUAGAAGCGGUUUAACUUAUAUUUGUACUACCAAGGAUUACAAAAAAGCAACAACGGCAAGGAAAGUGUGCACAAUGGCUGCUCUUGGCGUGGCACUCUUGACGUCGCUCGCUUUAACAACUCUAGCAAAUGAUCGUAUACGGGUUUGCUACUACUCAAACUGGUCCCAGUACCGUCCCGGAGCCGGCAAGUUCUUUCCUAGUGACAUAGAUCCGUUGCUUUGUACCCAUUUAAUCUACGCGUUUGCAAAACUUGACUUCAAGUCUGAAAUGACGUUUUUUGAAUGGAAUGACGAUAAAUUAUAUGUCCAAUUCAAUGGCUUAAAAACCCAAAAUCCAAACCUUAAAACGCUGCUUGCAAUUGGAGGAUGGAACGCCGGUAGCAAAGUGUAUUCGGACAUGGUUACAGACGUCACUCUGAGGGAAAAGUUCGCGCAGAAGUCGGUGCAGUUUUUGAGAAAAUGGGGCUUUGAUGGUCUAGAUAUGGACUGGGAAUAUCCAGCAUUGAGAGGCGGGCGUCCAGAAGAUAAACAGAACUUUAUAGAACUGUUGAAGGAUGUGGAGAAAGAGAUAGAUAAAGACCAAAUUCAGAAUCCAGGAAAGUCCAGACUUUUGCUAACAGCCGCUGUCGCUGCCGGAAAAUCAAACAUUGACGCCGCCUACAACAUUACCGAAAUGACAAAGUAUGCUUCCAUUACUCAAAACCUUUGUGAAAUCUUAAUGAGUUUUCUCUGUAUAUAUAAAUAUAUAACUGAACAGGACUGGGCCGCAAAAUACUGGGUACAACAAGGAACCCCGAAGGAAAAGUUAAUAAUUGGCCUGGCAACAUACGGCCGCCAUUUCCGGUUAUCGAACCCGAGUAAUUUCCAAGUCGGAGCCCCAGCAGCAGAAGGCGGCACAGCAGGGCUUUACACCAGGACGAAAGGCUUCCUCGCUUACUAUGAGAUCUGUGACAUGCUUUCUAAAGGCGCCAAUCGUUAUUGGGAACCAGAACAUAUGGUUCCUUACCUUGUCAGUGGAGACCAGUGGGUGGGGUAUGACGAUGAAGAAAGUAUAGAAAUAAAGUUAAAGUAUAUAAAGGAGAAGGGAUAUGGUGGUGCAAUGGUGUGGAACAUUGACAUGGAUGAUUUCAAUCAACAAUGUUCCCUUUCCGAACGUCGUUACCCAUUAAUGAGCCUCAUGGCGGAAGUACUUGGAGGGUACAUCCCACCAUCAACAGAGAGACCAACGAAGGGGUCCACAAUUAUAACACAGGGACCAACAGAGGGUACUGACCGUACAGAAACUCCGGGAGAGUUUUGUGCCAACAAGGCCGAUGGUAUGUACAGCUAUCCCGAGGACUGUAGGAAGUACUACCACUGUGGCAGCUCCAUGACCUUUGUGAAGAGUUGUAGCGCAGGCUUGUAUUGGAACCCCUCUAUAAACAACUGUGACUGGGCAGCCAACGUGGACUGUGGAGCUCAAUAAAUCAACUUUACUUACCAGUUUGAAUUUUUCACUAACUUCUCUCAGCCUUAGAAACGAAUAUGCAGACACGGAGGACGGACCUUAUCCAGAUCAAAGAGAUUGUCACGACUUCUUCCGGUGUGAAAAUGGCCAGAAACAUCCGGGCAGCUGUGGAAAAUAUCUACAAUUUAACCAUUCAAUAUAUAACGCAUGAACUAGUAUUUGAAAUCAAACAUGAGCUUUAGUGGACAAUAAUUGUAUCUAUUCAUUUAUCUUUAUUUAAUUUAAUGAAAUACGCAGUAAAGUAAAAAGACAAAUUUUGUUCAAACACUUACCUGCAUUUUGCUUGCACCCUCUCUGUGGCAACAUUACUGGAAAACGCUCGCUCUUCAAAUAUGUGAUGACCAUAAUUUUUGUACACGAAGUGUCGACUUGCCUGCUUAGUUAUUUGUGAAGGAAUGAACCGGGUUUGGGAUAUAAAAUGACCAAAAUGACCACACCGCGUGAAAUUGAUAAAUCGAGGCACGUUAUAUUGUAUAGACUGGAUUGAAAUAACAGAAGCAGACAUUUUAGCUCUUGCGUGCCUACUGAAAAAUAACAUUUUAUUUCUCAAGACAACAUAAAUUGCUUUAUUGUUAUUAUUUUAUUCAUUUCAUGUUCUUCUGCAACCUGGCUAUAAGCGAGUAUCAUUAUCAUUAUUAUUUAUCAUAAUCACUUUUAUUUUCAUUUCUGUCUGUUUUUUUUUCCAAGUUGGGAGCUUCAUGCGGAAUGAAUAUACAGUCAGGUGCCAGAUUAAUGUCCAAAAUGGCUGCCAGUAUUGGACGUUUUUAUCAGAUGUGUGGUAAUAAAUUGUCAAUAACAUGAAAACUAAGAAAGGAACUUACUUGAAAUUUUCAGUACUUGGUGAUACAUCCACCCUCAAUCGUUUUGGUAGUUGCUGAUAAAGUGAUUUUAUGUAAGUUGGACUCAAUGACCUCCAGACUUCCAGAACAUUAUCAAUAAUGUCCUGUCUAGAUUUGAUGUCACCUACUCUUUUUUUGUAGUUUCUGUUUCAAAAUUUUUCCGGACAUUUUCGAUUAUAUUGAUAUCUGGGGACUGUGGAGGCCAGUUCAUGCAAGGAAUCUGGUUUUCCUGUUUCCACUGUGUGGUCUCUCGAGAUUGUGCACUGAUGCAUUAUCCUCUUGGAAAAUGUAGGCCCUAUUAGUUGGAAGAUAAGCAAUGACAGGCCACCAAAUGUUCAUCAAGCACUUCAAUAUACUUCUUAGAAUUAAUGUUACCCUCAACAGGCCCUAAGGUACCUACACCUUCAUGUCUCAGACAUCCCCAGAACAUAACACUCAGCAGGGGCACAUACUUUUCCUUGUACACUGCUAAACACCUGGGUCACACUUUCUCCUCAUUAGUUCUCCAAACAUAAACACGCUUAUCUUUGCAAAUAACUACUUGGGUUUCAUCUGAAAAAAAAAUGCUAGACCAGUCUUCCUCUGUUUUCAAGUGAAGAUGAGAUCUAACAAAGGCCCUCUGUUGCUGCGAUGCUGGCUGUCUUCUUUACUACUCUUCUGUAGUAUCCAUAAAAAUGCAGUCUUCUCUGGACAGUUCUUUUUGACAGUGUAUAUGGUGUACUUUUAUUAUUUUCACUUGUUAAUUCAGUUAAAGUCUUCCUUUUGUUAGUUUUCACCACCUUUAAAAGCACCCUGUCUGUCCUCACAUUUGUCUUCUUUUUUCUUCCACUUUUCCCAACCCGCUUGUUUACAGUGAUGUUUUCUAAAUUUUCAGCCUGUUUCAAACGUUUUAAACAUUUAUUGACUGUAGAACUAUCUAUUUUCAAUAAUUCUGCAAUUUUUCUUCCACUAUAACCAUAAUCAUGUAAUGAUAAUAUGGUAUCUUUCACAGAUAGAGUCAAAUCUUUACCUCUUCUACCCAUGCCACUUUAGCAGAUGAAAUAUCAAAAUGUAAACAAACCAGUUACUUCCCUUUUAGAAAAUCUUUAGGGGCUAAUAUAGAUUGUUACCCUGAAAAAUUAUCCCACCCUUAAUUGGAUUCUAAUUGAAAGAAAACACACUUUGAAUUUGGAGUUCCCCUGUAAAUCAAUAACUUGGCGGCCAUUUUGAGGACAUUAAUUUGGCACAUGAGUGUACAUCUCUUUGUAUAAGGCUCCCAGGGGUGCGUAAUUCAGAGGGAGCGUUAUGUGGUCACACAGAGCUAUACCUAUUCUUCAUACCAACGCUGGUAAAAAGGAUAUCUUGCUGUUUAUAAACUUGUGUUCUGACAUUAAAUUAAUAAAAUUAUUGUUGCUUUUUCUAACAUACUCUUAUGAAUCGCGUUUGUUGUAAUUUGAAUCUACGUUCUUUUCAGUCUGUGAUACUAUAAUCAUAAAUGUCUGAGUGAAUUAUUGUAGUUUCCGUGUUUAUAUUUGUUUUUGUACAUUUUAAUUAUUUUUGCUUAAAGUAUGUCUUUGUUAUCCAAGGUCUAACAUGUUAAAUGGUAUCCAAGGUUGUUAAAAUUAAAUUAUCUGUUGUA